UCCAGUACGAUGGAUUCCCUUCCAAGCACCUUCAUCAUUGAAAUAGACGGCAGGCCCAUCUCCAAGGUCAAUGGCCCGAUGGAUGAAUGGGAUGGCCAAUCAUGCAAACUUGUAGAGGGUGGAUCGGAACCAGCCGUUUUUGAACUACGCGAAAGCCGUCUCAUGUCCGAAGGGCAUAUCCUUAGCAGACAUUUCGUAGAGGACUUGAGCCUCAGGCCGAAGAGGGUAUUAUGGUUUAAGCCCGAAAAUCGCUAUAACGAACAUCGCGUCGUUGCAGAAAAGAAUGGCGAUGAUUACUCGCUCACCAUCUCU
This is a messenger RNA of Alternaria alternata, 312 nucleotides long. RefSeq lists its product as hypothetical. NCBI's taxonomy places the organism in Eukaryota, Fungi, Ascomycota, Dothideomycetes, Pleosporales, Pleosporaceae. The transcript has a single exon. The record is from RefSeq and is a predicted model, not a curated record. The annotation marks the transcript as partial.